Messenger RNA from Ipomoea nil (Japanese morning glory), 1081 nucleotides. RefSeq names its product proteasome subunit beta type-4. Gene Ontology annotation, cellular component: proteasome core complex, beta-subunit complex; proteasome core complex; nucleus. The record is from RefSeq and is a predicted model, not a curated record. Lineage: Eukaryota; Viridiplantae; Streptophyta; Magnoliopsida; Solanales; Convolvulaceae. The transcript is spliced from 7 exons. The coding region runs from base 127 to 870 and encodes 247 amino acids.
AGAGAGUCCGUUGUUCUCUCCGUUCUUUUAUUUUCUUUCUUGAGACUUGAGCAAGGGGAAAAGCAGAAAAGGGUAAAAAUAUCGGUCACUUAGCAUUCUCGAUCUAGACGUUUCAGCGCAUUCUCGAUGAUGAAUAUGAUGGAUUCUACUACUCCGGCUCAGAGCAGCUUACUUGGUUCACAGAGCGAUUCUCAAAGAACUCUGUACCCAUAUGUGACAGGCACUUCAGUGGUUGGCAUUAAAUACAAGGAUGGUGUUCUUUUGGUUGCUGAUAUGGGAGGAUCUUAUGGAUCCACUUUGCGUUACAAGAGUGUGGAGCGACUGAAGCCUGUUGGGAAACACUCCAUUGUUGGUGCAAGUGGUGAGAUUAGUGAUUUCCAAGAGAUCUUGCGCUACCUUGACGAGCUUAUCUUAAAUGAUAAUAUGUGGGAUGAUGGAAAUUCAUUGGGUCCCAAGGAAGUUCACAAUUAUCUUACCCGAGUUAUGUAUAAUCGGCGCAAUAAGUUCAACCCUCUUUGGAAUUCCCUUAUCCUUGGUGGUGUGAAAAACGGACAAAAGUAUCUUGGAACGGUAAAUAUGAUUGGUGUGCAUUAUGAGGACAACCAUAUGGCUACUGGAUUUGGGAAUCACCUUGCACGACCCAUUCUGCGUGAAGAAUGGAAUGAAAACUUGAGCUUUGAAGAAGGUGUCAAGUUACUGGAGAAAUGCAUGCGUGUGCUUUUGUACCGUGAUAGGUCUGCUGUGAACAAGAUUCAGAUAGUGAAAAUCACAGAAGAGGGUGCAACGUCUUUUCCACCAUACUCAUUAAAGACCUACUGGGGCUUCUCUGCUUUUGAGAAUCCAACAUCUGGUGCAGAAGGUUCAUGGUAGGCACUAGCUCGAUAUGUUCUGCAGUCGAGUAAAUGGGCACACUGGGAGUACCUUCGUUCUUCCGUGGUUUUACAAUUACUGCAUCUUUAUUCAAACUAUUAUCUAAUUAGGGAAUAUUGACUGUACCUGUAUGCCGAGAACUGGUUAUUUUAUUGUCCUGCUUUUUUAUGUUUGAAUUGAAAUCUAAUGGAGUGAUGUGCAUUGUCUUUUA